This is a messenger RNA of Belonocnema kinseyi, 1976 nucleotides long. RefSeq names its product zinc finger protein PLAG1-like. NCBI's taxonomy places the organism in Eukaryota, Metazoa, Arthropoda, Insecta, Hymenoptera, Cynipidae. The transcript has 3 exons. Gene Ontology annotation, biological process: regulation of transcription by RNA polymerase II. The record is from RefSeq and is a predicted model, not a curated record. The coding region runs from base 1 to 819 and encodes 272 amino acids. Gene Ontology annotation, molecular function: RNA polymerase II transcription regulatory region sequence-specific DNA binding; DNA-binding transcription factor activity, RNA polymerase II-specific. Gene Ontology annotation, cellular component: nucleus.
AUGGAUCAUCAAAGUGCUUCAAUUAGCCUUAAGAAUUUCAAGAGUACUUUGAAGAAACUGACAGGAAGACCAGGCGGUGGGCCAGAUUCUGCUGUGAAUUGCGAUGACUUUUUGGAGUUUGAGACUGUUUUUUUGGAUAACAGGGGGGAUGAACCCAAUAUUCUUCCCGAAAUAAAUCAGUUAGACGAAACCUGUAUAACUGCUGCUUUUGGCAAUAAUUCAGAUGAAAAGUCUCUAACUUGUAUAAUUGAAUAUGACCAUGACAAAACUUUGGAAAUAAAGGAAGAAAUCAUCCAUGAUCAACUGACAGUUCCAGGCCAGCAAAGUGGUAAAAAAAAUAAGUCAAAACUGUGUAUCACAGAUAAAAUAAAUGCUGAGAUUUUGACGGUUGAAAAACUGCGGAACCAAAAGAAGCAUAGAAUGCAGGGGUCAGCAAAUGAACCGGAAAAGGAAUACAAAUGCGAAAAGUGUGCCCGCAGCUACAAAUGGAGAGAAAGUUAUAUUCGUCAUAUAAGAUUCAAAUGCGACGUCAUGCCACAGUUCAAAUGUAAAAUUUGCGGCAAACGAUUUGAACAGAAGUCAAACCUUUGGCGCCAUAUGGAAAGCGUCCAUCAGAAAUCAGACUUACAGAUAUCGCAAACGAGGCAUAAAUGCGACCAAUGUCCUCGAAGUUAUAGUUACAUACGUGGUUUAAAUCAACAUAAACGUUUAGAGCACGCAGAAGUUAAACCAGAAUUUACUUGCAAUAUUUGUGAUUACAAAACUAAACGCAAAGAUUACUUGUCAAAUCAUAUCUUUACACACCAUAUCAAUAAAUAAUAAUUAUCACAUACACGAACCUUUAAAUUUCUUUAAGAAAUAUAGUAAUUGUAAUAAUAGUAAUUGAGUAAAUUCUUUUUUUUUUUUGUUACAUAUUAGUCUACUUCGAAAUGUAUCGUUGUCUCGAAGUUCGGGAUGAGUAGUUCAUCCCCGUUGUUAACACCUCCAAUUUUUUAGAAUUAUUAGACCCAACCAAAUUACUUAUGGCGAAUAUCAACAAUGAAUUGAUUUUCUUAAUUGUAAAAUUUUUUUCUUCUACAAUUUUAUGUGAAAUUGAGGUAUAAGAAUGUAAAGAUGGAUGAUCAUUUUCACUUGGAUUUAGUAUUAAGUGUUACUAGUUAAUAAUCAACUGAAAAACUGGGGGUUAUCGGCGAUACACAGGUUAUCCGUUAUCGGCAAAUGACGCAGUCUUUUAUCCAAAACGAGCCGUUGUGUUAUCUAUUAUGAUAAAAACUAUAUUCAAAGAAAAAGUAUGAAGAACGACCCUAGAGGCAUGCUACAUUUGUCUACGAAUAAAUUUUAUUCUAUAUACAGAUAUGGAAGUUUUUUAAAAUAAGGCUGUAAUAUUUAUUAAAAAUUCUAAAUCUGAUGAGAGGUUUGCAAAAUGUAUAAACUGUAUGAUGAAAAUAGUUAAUGCCGAUUCCUAUGACUUUCUGUAAAAAAACUGCAGUAUUAGUCUUUGGAAUUAUAUUAAGGCCAUGUGACGAGUGAGUCACGUUACUAGAUUCCCACCAUAUCGACACUUUCUUUAUUUCCCGACUUAUUUUCACACGAAGCCCUACAUCAAGUUGAAGAUUUGGGAUAUUAAGUACGAAGCACGAAGGAAGGUGUGUCUGAUCAUGAAUUCUAAUAAUUAUGAAAAAAGUAUAAAAAAAUUAUUUACAAAAAAAACUUUUUAAAUAAUUAUACAAAUUUAAGACCAGACCCACCUUUCUUCGUGUUUUUCAUUUAUUAUCACAAAUGUUCAACUCGAUCUGGCGCUUUGUGUGAAAAUAAAUUUGGAAAUACAAAAAGUGUCGGUAAGGUAGGAAUUUCAUCACGCAACCCACUCAUUACAUGGCAUUAAGGGCAUGUAAUACAAAACACAAAAAUGAAAAUUUUUAAAAAAUGAAUUCGGAGAUGCUAUAAAAUAUUAUAACGGACGUCCCCGGACUCUU